This is a messenger RNA of Williopsis jadinii, 1476 nucleotides long. Its product is annotated as 2,3-butanediol dehydrogenase. The coding region runs from base 1 to 1476 and encodes 491 amino acids. Gene Ontology annotation, biological process: butanediol biosynthetic process. Gene Ontology annotation, molecular function: (R,R)-butanediol dehydrogenase activity; zinc ion binding. The record is from RefSeq and is a predicted model, not a curated record. NCBI's taxonomy places the organism in Eukaryota, Fungi, Ascomycota, Saccharomycetes, Phaffomycetales, Wickerhamomycetaceae. The transcript is spliced from 3 exons. Gene Ontology annotation, cellular component: cytoplasm.
AUGUCCCUCCCACGCUGCCCUAAAAUUAAACCUCAAGGCGAGCGUAACUCUAAAAACUUUGGUGCAACCACCCGCCGCGAGCCUUUUCCAACGGUCCCCAGCAGGGGGAGCCUUAGUGCAACUUCCCCACGAGAAACUCACGUCUUGGCCAUGGGCCGUUUGGGGACACACACGUCCUCAACCAGUCAUCUCUACCAAGUCACAAGUAAAAAUAGGACCCCAGCGGUGUUCACCAGAACAAAGACAAGUGCUAUCUAUAACAAUAGAAGCCAUUACAGUACUACUACGAUGCAAGGAAUAGUCUACUACGGACCAAACGAUUUACGUUAUGAGCAGAACGUACCAGAGCCAAAGAUCGAGCACCCGGACGAGGUGCUCGUCGAUGUCUCGUACUGUGGUAUUUGCGGGACAGAUUUGAAGGAGGUUGUUGCAGACCCCCCAAACUUUUUCAAGCAAGCUGGCGGCAGCGACCCGCUAACGGGACACAAGCCACCUCUGUGUAUGGGCCAUGAGAUCGCUGGUACGGUGAUCGAGGUUGGUGGCAACGUUACCGAUGUCAAAGUGGGCGACCACGUUGUGAUUGACCCAAGCACGCACUGUGCCGAUAAGGAUCGUUUCUUCGACUCCACGCUUACCGCCGAGGAGGACUGCGAGGAGUGUCAAAAGGGUCUUACAAACAUCUGUAAGAACAUGUCUCUUACCGGGCUGGGUGCCCAGAACGGUGGAUUGGCGGACAAGUUUGUCACUGCUGCUCGUCACGCCGUUGUUGUGCCAAAGAGCAUCCCGCUGGAGAUUGCUGCGCUGGCACAACCGCUAGCGGUCUCUUACCACGCGGUGAGAAUCUCCGGCUUCAAAGAAGGCUCCACUGCGCUCAUCAUUGGUGGUGGAGCCAUUGGACUUUCAACCAUUCUGUGUCUCUUUGGUUUCAAGGCCUCGCACGUUGUGUGUUCCGAGCCUUCAAAGAUUAGAAGGGAGAACGCUGAGAAGUUGGGUGCCAUUGGGUUUGAUCCAACAUCUGUCAAGGGGGAUCCAGUUGCUGAGUUGCGUAAGUUAUCGCCAACGGGACACGGGUUUGACUACACCUUUGACUGUUCUGGACUGGAGGUGACAUUGCAAACCGCCAUUCAUGCAGCUGCAUCCAACGGUACAGUUGUCAACAUUGCCAUCUGGGGUAAGAAUCCAAUCAGAUUCUGGCCAAUGGAUGUCACCAAGCACGAGAAAAAGCUCAUGGGUUCGAUGUGCUACACCAGAGAGGACUUCGAAGGUGUGUUGGACUGCUUUGCACGUGGUGAUAUCGAUGAUGAGAGGGCAAGACGUUUCAUCACCACCGUUGUUUCCUUGAAGAACGGUAUCGAAGGUGGAUUCGAAUACCUCAGGGGCCACAAGGACUCGGAGAUCAAGGUUCUCAUCACGCCUAAUAACCAUGGCGAGUUGGAAUACUCAAAGUCGUUCACCAGAAUCCACGAACAUAUUUGA